GGAUCCAUGUGGUGUCGCGAGACCUGCUUUACCCCCGAGCUUCCGGUUCCCAGGCUCGGCGUUUUCUGCCUUGCGAUGCGGGCUAGACUUCUGUGGGGCGCAGCUCGAUGUCUUUGGGCCCGCCAGGCUGUUGGCCCGGCCCGCAGGCCUAUAAGCUAUGGGAGCACGCCGCUGGAGGAGCUGUUCACUCGCGGCGGGCCUUUGCGGACCUUUCUGGAGCGCCAGGUAGGGUCUGAAACCCACCUGCGGGUCGGGGGGCCUGAGUUAGCGGAAGUGGCCAAACUGCUCGGCGAGAAGGAGCAGGAGCUGCAGGAGACUGAGCACUUGCUGCACGAUGAGAAUGAAGAUUUAAGAAAACUCGCACAGAAUGAAGUAACUUUGUGUCAAAAAGAAAUAACUCAGUUGAAGCACCAGAUUGUCUUACUUUUGGUUCCCUCAGAAGAAACAGAUGAAAAUGAUUUGAUCCUGGAGGUCACUGCAGGAGUUGGGGGUCAAGAGGCAAUGUUAUUUACUUCAGAAAUAUUUGAUAUGUAUCAGCAAUAUGCUGCAUUUAAAAGAUGGAAUUUUGAAACCCUGGAAUAUUUUCCAAGUGAAAUAGGUGGCCUUAGACAUGCAUCUGCCAGCAUCGGGGGUUCAGAAGCUUAUAAGCACAUGAAGUUUGAAGGAGGUGUGCACAGAGUACAAAGAGUACCAAAGACUGAGAAGCAAGGCCGCAUCCACACGAGUACCAUGACAGUAGCCAUAUUACCCCAGCCUACUGAGAUUAAUCUGGUGAUUAAUCCCAAAGAUUUGAGAAUUGACACUAAACGCGCCAGUGGAGCUGGGGGGCAGCAUGUAAAUACCACAGACAGUGCUGUCCGCAUAGUUCAUCUUCCAACAGGUGUUGUUUCUGAAUGCCAGCAAGAAAGAUCUCAGCUGAAAAAUAGAGAGAUGGCCAUGAAAAAGUUACGUGCAAAACUGUACAGCAUGCAACUAGAAGAAGAAACAAGUAAAAGAUACAAUGCCAGAAAGAUUCAGAUUGGAACUAGAGGAAGGUCAGAAAAAAUAAGAACAUACAAUUUUCCACAGAACCGGGUCACAGAUCACAGGAUAAACAAGUCACUUCAUGAUCUUGAAACUUUUAUGCAAGGAGAUUACCUACUGGAUGAACUCGUACAAUCACUGAAGGACUAUGCCAAUUAUGAAUCUUUAGUAGAGAUUAUUUCUAAAAAUGUUUAUUGUGUAUUGUGAAUAAAGGCUCUUAUAACUUAGGAAAAUUCUGCUACAGCAAAUCACAUUUGUAUGUAAAUAUCAAUAGUCUUGAGAAACAUGAGUUAACACAGUUGAAAGGAAUAGGCAUAUUAUUAAGACAUACUUAAUUUAUAUACAUUUCUGUUAUGUAAUAGUUAAAUAUAAUUAUAAUUAUAGUUGUAAAUAUUGAAUUCUUUAUAAAUAGUUAAAGGAAAAUAGUUUUAUAUAAAAUAUUUAAUAGAUCAAAAAUUUGAUUAAAUCUCUGUUAUGAAAAACUUCAAUAUUAAAAAUCUGACAGUAAACAGUGUAUUAGUUAGGGUCUAGUCAGGAGAGAAAUACCAUACUAUUAAUUUGAACACAGAUAAUCUUAUAUAAAGAAUUUUUAACUGAUAAUGAGAUUUACUGAGGGAUGAAAGAGAAAUACUACUAGGACUGAGAGUGCCCAGGGUUAAAAAAUGCCACUGGAAGGGGCUCGCCUUUUUCACUAUGGAGUCAGUCCAACAGGAGAGGGUAGGACUAUAGCCCACUAAAUGAUGGAAAAGUUCCCCUGGUUGUCCUGGGCUGGAGCUGAUGUGUACCUGGUAGACCAGGCCUUGCAAGCAGAGAACUUCCAAACAUCAAGACUGGUAAGCAGAAGCCUCUUGUUAAGAUGUGAGCAAAAACUGUCAUAAGGUAGGUCUCAGUAGCAGUCUGUACAGUCAGGGUUCUCCAAAGCAGCAGAACCCACAGGGUGUGUUUAAGUGAUUGGGUCACUUGAUUACUGAUACUAGCAACUCCAAAAUCUGCAGUGUGAGCAAAAAACCUAGGGACCCAGGAGAGGUGCAGUUCAAGUUUAAAGACAGUCUGUGAAGAAUUCUCUUGUUUGCAGGAGACCAAUCUUUCGGUCCAUCCAGAU
Molecule: messenger RNA, 2125 nt
Organism: Tupaia belangeri chinensis (Chinese tree shrew)
Lineage: Eukaryota; Metazoa; Chordata; Mammalia; Scandentia; Tupaiidae
Gene: MTRF1L
Product: mitochondrial translation release factor 1 like
Exons: 7
Coding region: 7-1230 (407 amino acids)
Biological process (GO): mitochondrial translational termination
Cellular component (GO): mitochondrion
Molecular function (GO): translation release factor activity
Source: RefSeq, a predicted model, not a curated record